Messenger RNA from Ectocarpus sp. CCAP 1310/34, 1008 nucleotides. NCBI's taxonomy places the organism in Eukaryota, Phaeophyceae, Ectocarpales, Ectocarpaceae. The record is from the annotation of a GenBank genome assembly.
AUGUGGUUGGCCACUCAAACCAGGCCGGACAUCGCGAAUGCAGUACGAGCAGCGCGGUAUUGCGCGUCUCCCAAGAUGGUGCACUGGAAGGCAGCACUCGGUAUUUUAGGGUACGUGCGUAGGACGAGUUGGAUGGGGAUUACGUUUGAGAGGGGCGUCGUGACAGGUAUGAGCAUGCAGGUGUUUGUGGAUGCCGACUAUGCAAGCAAGGCGGCAGACCGUAGGUCGGUCUCAGGAGGACUAGUGAUGUGUGGGGGUGGGUGUGUGACUUGGUUUUCGAGGACGCAGAAGUGCGUCACGCUCUCCACAACGGAAGCAGAGUAUGUGGCAAUUGCCGACGUCUUGAAGGAAGUGCUUUUCUUGAGGCAGGUUUGGCGUUUUAUGUUGCCAGAUGCAGCUGCUGAAUGUGCUCUUGUUCUUAUCUGUAGCAGCAAUGGUACACAACGGUUGGCACGGUGGUUUCACGAGCUUCUCAACACCAAGUCGCCGACCAUCAACCUGCAUGCGGCUAAUAAGGUCAAGCGGUGGCCCACGUACGUGCCGCUCGACGACAUUCCAUCUCUACUUGAGGUCGAGGAAGUGGUACGGGAAAUGGCCAACAGAAAGGCCGUCGGGCCGGACGACCUCACGGCUGAGCUGAUCAAGCUUUUCCUGGACGGAGAUCAAGGCUGCGAGGAAACCAUCGAGGCCACCGUGCGCAAACGGAGACUGUGUUUCGCGGGCUUUGUUAUGCGCAUGGAGGACAGCCGCCUCCCCAAGCGCAUGCUGUUAGGAGCGAUGGCGGGGGGCGUGGGAUACCGGGGCGGGCAGGAGAGCGACUGGGUGUCUCGUCUAGGAGAGGACCUCGUGGCCUUCAACAUGGGAGACGAAAAGGAAGGGGGUAAAUGGAAAGAGAGCGCCAAGGACCCGGAGGUGUGGUACAACAAGGUCAAGGACGGGGCGGCACGGUUCAUGAGGAAAUGGCACAGGCAGGAGGCGGAAGUGUUUUCUUUUUCCGAGUGGGGGUAA